CUCCGUUCUAUUUAUGUCAAACCAAUCAGAACGUUUUUACGACAUCAAAGACUAUUAAGGUACGCUGGCUGGAGGUGAAGAAAGCCCCUGACAUCUACAUGCUGGUCUACAACGACACCAUCGAGCUAGCGAGCGUUCUCACCGAGGUGAAACUCACAAAGAAAGAUAAAGACUCGUACAGUAUCUCGGCCAAGGAAAUCAAACGUAUUGAGAAGAUAAUUGAACUUGCGAUAAAGAAAGAAAAUGGGGAACUGAAUGAAAAUGAUGUAUUGAGUCCUGAUUUACUACCAGAUGAUGAUGAGGAGGAGGAAGAAGAGGAAAAGAAAACAGCAACUAAAAGAGGUAAAAAGAAAGUUGUUGCUGUGAAGAAAGCGGGAAAAGGACGAAAGCGAGCCGGAUCCAGGGCCGCGGUGAAACCCAAGCCAAAGGCGUCUGCUAGUCUCAUCUCAAACAGACUCAAGAACAAGGCCAAGAGGAAACUGACAACUCAAAAACAGACAAACAAAAAAUCAAAGCCUACAAAGGCCAAGGCAAAGAAACCAGUGAAGAAGAAGUUAAAGAAGGUAGAAAAGAAAGUGAAAGAAAAGAAGGGUAAACAACCACGUAAACACCCUAACCAACUAUUGACACCAAACACGAAGAUUGAGAUCGUGAUGAAGGACCCAUGCUUUGAAAUCAAAGCUGAAAAUGAAAUGCCUGAAGUGUCAAAGGCAGCUUAUGCCAAGCGUGCCAUCCGUGCUGUCCUCACCAACGACAUGGUGUUGUUGCGCAAGUUGAUCAACGACAAAAAGAAGGUGGCGUCAGUGUUCUUAGACAGAAGCGUAGAUGUGAAAGACGAUGCGAUGUCGUAUGCAAUCAUGAACAACAACCAGGCAGCAAUUAAACUGCUCGGCACAGAAUUAGAAGCAAAUCAACGAGAUAGAUGUAGGAUUCCAGACAGUAUCUUAGAAACCCAGGGUACAGGAAC
Molecule: messenger RNA, 967 nt
Organism: Anneissia japonica
Lineage: Eukaryota; Metazoa; Echinodermata; Crinoidea; Comatulida; Comatulidae
Exons: 4
Source: RefSeq, a predicted model, not a curated record